CCGAUUUGUUCUCGUACUCUCCGCAUCCCGUUCCGCCGGAUGCCGCCUGCCUUAAAGGCGCCGCCGCGGCUCGUCGUCAACCCAACCGCCCACUCACAGUUUUCUCAUCCUCGCCACCAUGUCUGCUCCAGCUUACUACAUCGUCACGGGCGGCACGUCCGGCAUCGGCCUCGAGGCCGCCAAAGCGCUGGCGUCAGCCAAGCCGAACGAUAAGGUUAUCAUCACGGGCAGAUCCAAGCCGCAGGUGCAGCUUCCCCCGAACAUCGAGCUGCGCACAUUCGACCUCGGCAGCGUCGCGGAGAUCAACGCCUUCGUCGACGGCUGGGAGCACCCCGUCUCGGCACUCCUCCUUAACGCCGGCCUUGUCACCGGGGGAAAAACGACGUACAUCGACGGCGUGGAGCGUGCCUUUGCCGUGAACCACCUGGGCGGCGCGGCGCUCUUCUUCGCCCUCUACAAGAAGGGUCUGCUCACGGAGGACGCGCGCAUCAUCCUCACCAGUAGCGGCAUGCACGACUCAGAGAUGGUCGGCAACCCCGCCAAGCCGCACUGGGAGAGCGCAGCGGCCGUCGCGGCCGCGAAGGGGCCCGAGGCCGACCCUACCGUGCAGUACAGCAACACCAAGCUCGCCAACGUGCUCUGGGCGCAUGCGCUGUCGCGACACGCCGAGGAGAAGGGCAAGCGCUGGACGAUCGCGGCAUACGACCCCGCUUUCGUGCCCGGCGGUGGCUCAAAACUCACCCGCGAGGGCGGUGUCGUCAAGGCCUUCAUGUUCGGGGUGAUGAGCUACAUCCCCAGCCUCGUCACCCUCAUGACAGGCAUUGUCACCUCGACUGGGCCACGCAGCGGCAAAGCACUUGCCGACCUUGCGAUCGGCGACGCACACAAGAACGAGAAGAUGGCCUACUACCAGCUCGAAAACAAGGUGGAGAGCAGCAAGCAGAGCCACGACAUCGCGCUGCAAGAUGACCUCUGGGACUGGACGAACCAGAAGCUCGGGGUCAAGACGAGUCUGUAAUCGAUAGCUCACAUGUAUCUGAUAGCGCUUGUUAAGCAUUCAAGCGAGGUAUGCUCAUUCCGAGAUCUGAGCG
Cutaneotrichosporon oleaginosum is the source of this 1091-nucleotide messenger RNA. RefSeq lists its product as uncharacterized. Lineage: Eukaryota; Fungi; Basidiomycota; Tremellomycetes; Trichosporonales; Trichosporonaceae. The record is from RefSeq and is a predicted model, not a curated record.